Messenger RNA from Macrosteles quadrilineatus (aster leafhopper), 7678 nucleotides. Its product is annotated as A disintegrin and metalloproteinase with thrombospondin motifs 9-like. The transcript is spliced from 34 exons. Gene Ontology annotation, biological process: extracellular matrix organization; proteolysis. Gene Ontology annotation, cellular component: extracellular matrix. The record is from RefSeq and is a predicted model, not a curated record. Gene Ontology annotation, molecular function: metalloendopeptidase activity; zinc ion binding. NCBI's taxonomy places the organism in Eukaryota, Metazoa, Arthropoda, Insecta, Hemiptera, Cicadellidae. The coding region runs from base 52 to 5376 and encodes 1774 amino acids.
GUCGCGGCGCGCGGCGAGGUGGCUGUAGUGCGUGUAGCGUGUAGUAGUGCGAUGACGUCUAGAGGUGGCCAAAGGCUAGCCAGCGUCGUGGCGCUUUGUGCUCUACUGCUGGUUCUCGUUUUGUUGGCGGCGCUAUUGUUCGCUGCGCACCUUGGAUUUUUCGAGACAAGAUACCAGAAUCCAUACCCCGAGAACGCCGAUACGCCGUCCCUGCAGCUGCAGCAGGUAGAGCUGGUGACACCGGUCAAGACGUCGCCUCCGCCUCCGCACGAACACGACCUCCUCUACGAGCGUCCGCCGCCCGGACCCCAGCCUCCGGGAGAGCCUGUACCGCUGCUGAGGCACCACUCUGGUCAUUUCCGUCACAAGAUGGCCACCAUCUGGGAUCCUCACCCCCAGUAUGAGUUCACCGCCUUUGGACGACACUUUCGACUUUUGCUUGCUCACGACUCACGCUUCGUUCUACCUGAUAUCAAGGUGACACACGUGUGGGAGAACACCUCCAAGCUGGAACACCUCGGUCUGAGAGCUGACGGCUGCUUCUACUCAGGAAAGGUGCAAGGAGACCCGCUGUCUUCGGUGGCAGUCAGUCUCUGUCAUGGAAUGACUGGCCACAUCAGGACGUCCAAUGGCAGUUUCUUCAUAGAGCCAGCAGAAGAGUGGCAAGACCACAACACGGUGCCGGUCCACAGAUUCUACAGGGUCCCUCCCACAAGCUUCCCGUUGGUUCCCGCCCACCAUGAUGACAUAGACACUGACAGCAUGGAAGGCGACUACCCAGAGGACCGAAGACGACGAAGGAAGCGCUCGCCCGUGGGUCAGCAGGAGUACAACAUAGAGAUCAUGGUGGUGGCCGACCGUAGGAUGGCGGAGUAUCAUGGGGCGAAUUUCACCAACUACGUGCUCACCCUCAUGGCUACGGUACAUGGGAUAUACAAGGACGCCAGCAUAGGCAACCCUAUCAACAUAGCAGUGGUGAAGCUGUUCGUGCUGCAGGAUGUGGAGUUCGCCACCAGACACCAUGGAGAUGCAGGUAUCAGCGCCAGUGAGAUGCUGAGGAAGUUCUGCGCCUGGCAACAGAAACACAACGACCCAAACGACGACAGCAAGAACCACCACGACUCAGCACUGCUGCUCACCAGAGAAAACAUCUGCCGCAACCCCAACAGUAACAACGCCAAGUGUGAGACGCUCGGCCUGGCUGAGCUUGGUACCAUGUGUGACAAGUCUUCUAGCUGUGCUGUGGUGCAGGACAACGGACUAUCUGCAGCAUACACCAUUGCCCAUGAACUUGGCCAUGUGUUGAACAUGCCCCACGACGACGACGUCAAGUGUGAGCCAUACAGAAGGGGCCAUGUACAGCACAAGGUUAUGUCUCGCAUGUUAGACCACAACACCGACCCUUAUGCUUGGUCUGAGUGCAGCAGGCAUUUCCUGACAGAAUAUCUCGAAGGAGGCUACGGAGAGUGUCUGCUAGACAGACCAGGGACCAAUCAGCUGGGUGACCCGAGCACUCGCAAACAGCCUGGGCAAGACUUCUCAGAGGACAGACAGUGUGAACUAGUCUAUGGCACGGGGUCCAAGAUAUGCUCAUACAUGCCGAUCUGCAAGCCUCUGUGGUGCACUACUGAUGUGGGGGAAGAGGAGGGAUGUCGCACCCAGCACAUGCCAUGGGCCGAUGGCACUCCCUGUGGGGUACACCAGUGGUGCCAGCGGGGGGAGUGUGUGCCUCAUGACCCGAUGGCACUCAAACCCAUCAACGGGGGAUGGGGCGAUUGGCAGGGGUGGGGAGAAUGUUCCCGCUCGUGUGGUGGGGGUGUGAAACAAGCGUUCAGAGACUGCAACAGCCCGGCUCCUGCCAAUGGGGGAAAGUAUUGCAUCGGCAGAAGAGUCAAAUACAAGUCCUGUAACCAUCAUGAGUGUCCUCUCGGCAGCCAGGACUUCAGAGAAGAGCAGUGUGCCGCUCACAACUACAACAACCUCAACAUUCCAGGAGUUCCAAAAGAUGUCAAGUGGGUUCCUAAAUAUGGUGGAAUUGGACCAGCAGACAGAUGCAAGUUGUAUUGCCGUGUGGCUCACUCUAGUGCCUACUAUCUUCUUAAGGAAAAGGUCAUUGAUGGAACAGUCUGUAGUCCAGACACUUACGAUAUCUGUGUUAACGGCAUCUGCAGAGCAGCUGGCUGCGAUCAUGUCCUGGGCUCCAACAAAGAGUUAGAUUACUGUAUGGAGUGUGGAGGGAACAACUCAAGCUGUCAGUUGGUAUCUGGCAGUUACAACACAUCUCAGUACGGAUAUACCAGGGUUGUCCGGAUACCCGCUGGAUCAUCCAACUUGGACGUGAGGCAACACGGCUUCCGAGGAUCUUACAAGGAUGACAACUACCUAGCACUGAUGGACGGAGAGACGGGAGAGUACAUUCUCAACGGCAACUCCAUAGUCAGUAUGUUCCGCAAGGUGAUUCUCUACGGGGGCACCACAUUGGAGUACUCUGGCUCUGACUCUGUGGUGGAGAGGGUCAACUCCUCCAGACCCCUCAGUAAGGAUCUGCUUAUUGAGGUGUUGUCAGUGGGGAAUCUGUACCCACCAGAUAUCAAGUACAGUUACACAGUACAGCGCACCUCCUUGGCUCAAUACUCCUGGAGAGUGUCGGAACAGUGGAGUGUAUGCGAUAAGGUCUGCAAUGGAGAGAUGCGACGGCUUCUGGUCUGUGUGAAGGUAGAGAGUGGACAAGAAGUGUCGUCUGACAUGUGUAAUGGGAUUGACAAGCCUGAGCCUCCUGCAAAGCCUUGCAACAAUCAUUGUGUUCUCAGGUGGCAGAUCAGCAGGUCUGAGUGUUCCUCACAUUGUGGUGAAGGAGUGAGGGUGUUGAUGGUACAGUGUGUACAGCAGUUCCCUGACAACAAGGUGUCGUCUGUACACAACUCCUCAUGUGCACACCUCGCGCUGCCACCAACCCACGAGCCCUGUGUGGGCCCUUGCGACCACGCACACUGGCGUUUCCACGACUGGUCUCCGUGCUCAAAAUCAUGUGGUUCUGGAAUUCAGAGGAGAGACGCAGAUUGUGUCAAUGAUAUGAACGAAUUAAUGGAAGAGAAAGAAUGUCGAGAAAGUGAACGAAUUGUCGAGAGAAGCUGUAAUACUCAGAAGUGCCCCCACUGGGCAGUCGGGGAAUGGGCUCCUUGCAGUGUGACGUGUGGCACUGGGGAGCGUGUACGGCCGUACUGGUGUCAGCUGGGCAAUCAGCUGGUGACAGCACCGGACGUGUGUGGACGAGACAUUCCCCACCACAAGGAGGCCUGUCGGAAGGAGGACUGUGCGUCUUGGGUCGUUGGUGACUGGUCUCCCUGUUCCGUGACGUGCGGCGUAGGCAUGGCCACUCGCUCAGUGAUGUGCAGCAUCCAAGGACAGUGUUCCUCAAGCUCCAAGCCUGCAGUAACAGACACCUGCAUACUCCACCCUUGCAGUCUGCAGCAUGAGAACGCCAUCAACAGCAUCGACUAUCACAGAUACAUCUGGCGCACUGAGGACUGGCAACCGUGCUCAGUGACGUGUGGGGAAGGUAUGAAGCGACGGUCACUGGUGUGUUAUGACGAGGUGGCACGCAAGGUGACAGAUAGCAACUACUGCACACACCUGGAGCAGCCCAGCACAGAGAGUGGUUGUAUGGAACAUGCCUGUGCCUCGUGGCGAGUCGGAGAGUGGGGGCCUUGCUCUGCUACGUGUGGCCAGGGAGUGGAGAGCCGAGCAGUAGCGUGUAUGACAGACAGCAGAGAGGUUGAUCCUCGAGAGUGUACAUCUUCUAGACCCGAGGACCAGAGAGCUUGUCUCACACAAUGCCAAGACAAACCACCAAACACCUUCAAGUGGAGGACAGGCGCUUGGACUGAAUGCUCGGAGGAGUGUGGAGGAGGCAAGAGGACGAGGAUGGUUGUGUGCCAAGACGAGGCAGGAGUGAUCACCUCAGAUGUGACUCAAUGUAGAGAUGCCAAGCCUGUGUCCAGCAUCACCUGCAACACCCAGCCAUGUAACCAUGACGCCGGCUGGAUAUUUGGAGCUUGGUCUGAGUGUAACCAGACGUGUGGAGGAGGCUACCAACAUAGACAAGUCCGCUGUCAGAGUGUCCGAGGUACUUUACUGUCCGACAUGUCAUGUCCUGCAGCUCAGAAACCACCUCAUGUACAGGAAUGCAACACUAGACCAUGUCCUGCAGUUCAACAACAGUACCAUUACAGGUGGCGCUCUCAAGAUUGGAGUCCGUGUUCCCGAUCUUGCGGGAAAGGCGUUAGACGACGGAAAGUGUCUUGUGUGGAGCGAUUGUCAGGAAAACUGGUGAGCCCAAUUCACUGUUCGGCUGUCCAGAAACCCAAGGUGACGGACAACUGCAAACUCUCACCUUGUCCUCUUCAGUGGAUCACCAGCGACUGGUCACAGUGUUCGGUUACCUGUGGGCAUGGAACACAGCAGCGCAGUGUAGCUUGUCAACGGGUCAAUCAGCUGGAGUGGGUGGACCCAGACCCGGUAUCACCCAGCUUGUGUGACCAGAGCACCCGACCCAACACAUCCCGAGCUUGUCACCCGAGCAGCUGUUACGCUACUUACAGUUGGGUGCCUGGACCAUGGCAACAGUGUACACACCCUUGUGGAAAGAAAGGAAGGCAAAUAAGGAGACUUUUCUGCUACCACAAAACUGGCAAGAAGGUCAAUAAGAGGAACUGUCCUAGGGAACUGCGCCCGCAACGGAAACGGAAAUGCAACCAGAAAAAGUGUGGAUUCACUUCAUGCAAGGAUGUGCAGCAGAAGACAGGCCAGAGAAGAGACAAGGAAUACACCAUGUCAGUGGCUGGUAGGAAUCUGUCCAUCUUCUGUUACGGGAUGAACACAGUCGCUCCUGUGGAGUUCCUCACCCUUCCUACAGGAGAGAGGGAGAAUUACGCUGAGUAUUAUGGGAACAGCCUACGAAAUCCAGACGUGUGUCCCUACGGAGGCCAGAGGAAGGAGCCUUGUCCAUGCAUCAGUGAUCUGGAUGGCAGAGCAGGACUGACCACCUUCUCAAAAAUCAGACUAAACAUCACAUCUCUUAAAAUUAUUAGUAAUGACUGGACUUUCUCCAAGCAAGUGAAGGGUGCGAGGGUGGAGUACGGAGUGGCGGGGGACUGCUACUCCAGGGCCAGAUGUCCUCAGGGGAGGUUCAGCAUCAACCUGAGUGGUACAGGGCUGCGAGUGUCACCUCACACUCAGUGGAGGGGUCAGGGCCACUAUGCCUCACAUCAGAUCAACAAACUUGAGGACAACCGCAAGGUGAUGGGCAAGUGUGGAGGCUACUGUGGCACCUGCAGUCCAGAGUUUGGUCUGAAGCUAGACAUUCUGCCACCAUAGUAGAGGAGCGGCAGUGGUGCCACUACCACAGAUGUAACACAGCCAGGGCCGCCAACCUCGGCCACCGAUCUCAGCCAGCCACCGAGGCCCAUUACUAGUAACUUAUUGUAGAUGUCGAGUCACCAGACCCCCCUUGUACAUAUUGUAUAGUGCCAUCGGAUGUAAACAAGUGUACAGUAGUCGUAGGAUUGGUUCUUUGAAGGAAAAGAUCUGUAUUUAUUUAUACGUCAUAGCUAUAAUAUAUAUUGAAUUAUUUAUAUUUUAUUGUGUAUUAAGUUAUCUAAAUUGUAACAAUUUUAUUUUUUAUAACGUGUAUUUUGAGUCUAAAUUAUUUGUUUAGGUUAUUUAUAUUCACAGAGAGUUUAGAAUAAGUAUGAACUCAUAACUCAAGCUCUGCUGCAAUGUUUUAGAUUUGUAAAUAACUGAGUACUGUUUAAGUAGUGUCGAUAAACUCUAAAUGCAAUAUAUUAUGCAGUAGGACCAAUGAUAAAACCAUAUUUGGAUAUCUUGGUUAUAUUAAUUUAAAAUAAUAAUUCUUCUUCAAAUUACACAACUGGAACCUGGUUAUAUUCUUCUUCAUAAUUGAAGAUUUUCAACACUUAAGAUUAUCAUUCUGAGUAUUUCAGUUUUCCAGUAGCCUACUCCUAAUUUUUUUAAACCCACAAGUACACCACCACUUUCACAAAACAUAAGUGUGCUAGAUCAGCCUAAAAACUAGUUAUUUGAAGGGGUGCUCAAAUAUUUUAAAAUUCAGUUGAAAAAAUAUUUUUAUAUUUAAGUCUGAUUGGAUAUUUAAUUAUUUAUGAAUCUAGUCAAAGUUUAAAAUUGUUAAUAAACCCAGGAAUAAGCCCCUAUAGACUGCAAACUAAAUAAUAUGUGUUUUGUGGUUUUACUUCAUCUUUGAACCUGGAUUUUAAAAUUUUUUCCUAAUUUAUUAUUGAACAACUUUUGGAGUAUAUAAUAAUAACAUAAGUAUUUGCUCUACAAUAUUCAGUAUUCAAAAUUGCGUGAAGUAUUCAAUUUGAAUUAAUACAACCCCAAAUUCACUAUCUGCACACCCCUAACUAUGUCCAAAACCCUAUGGCCUAAUACUUAAUUCAAGUGGAUAUUAUGUACAACUUAAACUUUAAAAAUAUCAUAAACUAUGUUUAUCUUUAUCUUUCUGUGUUUUUGUAAACUUAAGCACUCUCUAAUAAUUACUUGAGGUUAUUCAUGUGGACUUCAACAUGGAAAUUUAUGCAGUGUACUCGUUCACUUAGUUAACAAGAUAAUGCAGUUACCAACAAUGUUUUCACGAAGGUUAACAGUCACUUGUAUACUGUAAUUUCCACCAUGUUUUACUAUGAAUGUAUGGAGCAGAUGUAUUGAUGUACCAAUGUAUUGAGCAGAGGCAGAUAAUCAGUAUUAUAAAUCUUUGUGUUCAAUGUAGAUGUGCUAAGCUGAAUGUGAUGUGUUUAAAUGUUGUAGUAUGUAGUAGACGGUGCACCAGAGCCCACCGAACUACUUAUGUGCCUCUCAUUUCCUAUUGUUCCGUUGAUGGCUACAAAACAGUAGUAUGAGCGGAAACUGUGUUAGAGAUAUUUAGUAGUUAACAACUUCCGUGUUAGGAAGUUUAAAAUCAUACAAGGUUUUAUUUUUCCUAUCUUGAAAAUUGAUAUUAACUGUAUUUUUUAAAUGGUGAUUUCGGAAAAAUCUUGUUAUGAAAUUUAACAAGUCUUGUAUUUUAUUGUGCAUUAAAUUAUGUUAAAGUUCUUAAACCAUUGAAGAAAAAAGGGGUUCUAAUUUUAUUUUACAGCAAUUGAAUAAAAAUAAGUUUAUUAUCUUCUGAAUUUUUUUUAUUUCACUACAAAAUUACUGUUGGUGUAGACUUAAACACUGUUUUGGCUUGUAAGCUAUUUAAGCCCUAUACCCUUCUCAGGGUGAAGACAAACAGUGUUAUAAAUGUUGAUUAAAAAUGUUAUCUAAAUAAAACAAAAAAAAUGUGUGUAUUAGUUUUUUUUUAUAUAUAAACUAUUGAUCAAUUUGUCAUGAACCAAAUAGAAUUAACUGAACUGUUUGUUUCCUUUUACUACUGUUGGGCCAUCAUUAUCCUGUUUGUCCUGCAAGUGACGGACUAAACUGACUAUCAAUGGAAAGGUAUCUGACCGGAGUUACCAGCGUCAUGGAGAGCAAUUCACUGCCAACAUGUGGAGAGCCCAACACUUCACUGCCAAAUAUUCUCUCAUUGUUGUAUAAUGAUUUUGUAUACAUUUUUAUACUGUAAUUUGUAAAAUAAAAUAACAAAGUGUAUUUUUACUGUAAA